Messenger RNA from Alosa sapidissima (American shad), 693 nucleotides. RefSeq names its product arginine/serine-rich coiled-coil 1 (gene rsrc1). The coding region runs from base 142 to 693 and encodes 183 amino acids. NCBI's taxonomy places the organism in Eukaryota, Metazoa, Chordata, Actinopteri, Clupeiformes, Clupeidae. The transcript has 4 exons. The record is from RefSeq and is a predicted model, not a curated record.
CUGUAUUUUUUUCUAUCGACGUUCUCUGAUUUGGCUAGUGAGGUCUGCUGAGCAGUGGCUUGAGCUACAAAAUCGUGUGGCGCGCGCAGGGAAGGAACAGCAGCGCUGUGUGUUGAUUGUCUGGUGCUCUAUUUGGUGACCAUGGGCAGACGCUCGUCAGACAGCGAAGACGAGCGGGGCGGCAGUCGGAGGAAGAAGAAGCACCGCCGCCGUUCCUCUUCCUCCAGCUCCUCCAGCGGACGCGAGGCCAGCCGCAGCAAGAAGGCCAGCAGGAAGAGCCGGUCCACAUCCCGCUCACGGGACCGAGACCGCCACCGGGACCGGGACAGGGACAGGGACCGCCACAGAGAGCGAGACCGAGACCGAGACAGAGACAGAGACAAGAGACGGAGGCGUCGCUCCAGCAGUAGCUCCUCCUCUGAGUCCACACGCAGGAGACGGAGUCACAGCACUGACCGCGGCCGAGGUCACCGCUCUCGCCGAUCCCGCAGCCGCAACAGGAGGUCUCACUCCCGCCACAGAAGGUCCCACAGCCGGAGCAGCAGACGCAGCCGAUCGCGCAGUCGCAGCCGAGAGCGCAGCAGUCGCCGCAAGGGCCGAGAGAGAGAGCGCAGCCGAGACAGAGAGCGGGAGAAGGAGAGGGAGCGCGAGAAGGAGAAAGCCAAGGAGAGGGAAGACAAAGCCAAGGCGUAA